This is a messenger RNA of Volvox carteri f. nagariensis, 1173 nucleotides long. RefSeq lists its product as uncharacterized. The annotation marks the transcript as partial. NCBI's taxonomy places the organism in Eukaryota, Viridiplantae, Chlorophyta, Chlorophyceae, Chlamydomonadales, Volvocaceae. The transcript has 8 exons. The record is from RefSeq and is a predicted model, not a curated record.
AACCGCUCCCAACAUUCGCACAAGAUCACUGAUUCGGCCCGCUUCCACGCCAGACCCGUCAACGGCAAUAUAGCAACAGUAGUCCCGAACAUCGAGGAGGAUGGCGUGCGUGACUCACUCCCCAAGUUCCUACGGGUGGACACCGGCACCCGCACCGUGUUUCGGGACUCCUUCUACGCGCCCAAGGAGGGCAUUGAGGACUUUGUUGAGGAUGACAGGCGCCCCUUCACCUCCAUUCGCUCCUUGCCCCACAUGGCCCUGAACGAACUCGCAUCGGAGGAUACCCGCAUUCGGAAACUGAAACCGCCGUACGAACACGUCUUGGGUCCUGGUUCGUACAACUCCGAUCCUCUGGGUGAGCGGGCCACGGGGCCGCUGACCGUGACUCCAGGGGAGGUCCACCACACAGUGCAGUACGCACGUGACCCUCGGCGGCCCUCGGCCGUAUUCUUGUCCCCGAUGAGAGGUCGCACCGCCACGGAGAUUGCCACAGCGGCCGUCUCCCCUCCCAUCGUGAGCCGCAUGUCCGAGCCCGACUUCACCUACUGGACCAGCAAGGGCUGUUGGGCCCCACGAGAGGAACGAAUCAUUGAGGCGGACCGCUGGGGCAAGAACGCCAGGGAGGUCAAACCACCCGCGGAGGAGCGACCGCAAAGUGUCUACACCCCCCAAGUCACCAUCGACGGCCACCCGAACAGCUGCGACGCCUACACCAGCGCCCGGGAGACACCGGCCUACAAGGUGAAGCGUUACGACGACAUCACGGCCGCCAAACCCGAUGUGGGGCCAGGGUCGUACAAUCCCGAGGCGCCGCGGCUGCGCUCCACCAACUCAGCGUACGAAAGUGCGGAUCCGUACUACUCCUUGGCGUCGGGCACGCCGCCGCCGCUGGGCUCCAACGAUUCCGCCGGCGGGGCCCUCAGCAACACACCGCUAGCGAACCUCCUGCCGCCGCAGCUGCAGCAGCAGCUGGCCGCCGCCGGCACACUGGCGCUGCUCGCGCCGCCGACGUCGUCGGCGCCGAGCACGCCUCACGGCGGCGGCGCGCCGUCACGCCACGGCUUUGCGUCGCUGGCGCCUGGAGGCUCGGCCGCCGGACCACGUUCCGCACCCCGGCUCAUCGUAACAGCGGACCUGCGGAAGGAGCGACAGCGGCUCCGAAACCCCCAGUAA